Molecule: messenger RNA, 3931 nt
Organism: Prinia subflava (tawny-flanked prinia)
Lineage: Eukaryota; Metazoa; Chordata; Aves; Passeriformes; Cisticolidae
Gene: BNIP3L
Product: BCL2 interacting protein 3 like
Exons: 7
Coding region: 98-745 (215 amino acids)
Biological process (GO): positive regulation of apoptotic process; mitochondrial outer membrane permeabilization; defense response to virus
Cellular component (GO): mitochondrial outer membrane; mitochondrial envelope; nuclear envelope
Source: RefSeq, a predicted model, not a curated record
GGGACGCGGGGCGGGGCGGCCGGGCCCGAAACGGAGUCCGGGUUUGUUGUUGUUGCCCCAGCGGCUCCUCAGUCGCCUCAGCCGCGCCGCCGCCGCCAUGUCCAGCCCUCAGGAGCUGCCGCAGCACAACAACAACAACAACCCGCCGGCGGACGGGACGCACGGCGAGCCCGGCCUCAACAGUUCCUGGGUGGAGCUGCAGAUGAACGGCAACGGCAACGGGAACGGCAACGACGGCGGCAAGAACGGCGGGCUGGAGCACGUCCCGUCCUCGUCCUCCAUCCACAACGGGGACAUGGAGAAAAUCCUGCUGGACGCCCAGCACGAGUCGGGACAGAGCAGCUCCAGAGGGAGCUCCCACUGCGACAGCCCGUCACCUCAAGAUGAUGGACAGAUAACUUUUGAUGUGGAAAUGCACACAAGUAAAGACAGUAGUUCUCAGUCCGAAGAAGAAGCAGCAGAAGGAGAGAAAGAAUUGGAAAUUUUGAAGAAAAGUGCAGACUGGGUGUCAGACUGGUCAAGUAGGCCUGAAAACAUUCCUCCCAAGGAAUUCCAUUUCAGACAUCCCAAACGUUCAGUGUCUCUAAGUAUGAGAAAAAGUGGAGCAAUGAAAAAAGGUGGCAUUUUCUCAGCAGAGUUUCUAAAGGUUUUCAUUCCAUCUCUGUUCAUAUCUCAUGUUUUGGCUCUGGGACUAGGCAUCUACAUCGGGAAACGCCUGACCACACCCUCAGCCAGCACCUACUGAGGCUCGGAGUGCAAACCUGGACCCCUGACCCGUGCAGGUGUUGCUGUCUCAUCCAGUACAUUUGACUUGAGACCAUUUUAAGCAUGACCCUGACUCCACCCUCCCCUUCCGUCUCCAGGUUUUUGCUAACUCUGGAAUUCAGUAUUGUGUUGGAACUCUGGUGAGGUGUUUGGCUAUCCACAUUCUUUCCCUCUCUCCCAUUUUCCCCCGUCUCCUGGGCCUGCAAGACACGGCAGAGUUGCUGGGUGGAGUUUACAACUUGUCUCUAUGUUGCAAGGGCUUCUCUCAAUGCAAAAUGCCACCAGCAAGUUUAAUUUUAGCAGUGAUGCUGUUGCCUCCUUAGUGCAACCUGACUUCAGUUGCAGUUCAGUGCAUGGUGUAAGUGUUGACUGCAUGGUGGUGAUAAAACAGUGUCUUGAAAAGGAAAUCGCUGGAGUGGAAGAGAGUUUUUCUUUUGUAAAAAUUUUUUAAAAAUUCCAUUUAUUUAUGGAAUAAACUAAGAAAUCGCUGGCAAUAAAGAUCCAGUUUAAAUCAGCUUUUGGGGGGAAUUUGCUCGGCCCCUUUCAUUGGCUAACAAACACCAUUUGAAUUACAGGACGCAAAGACUGCAUAAAUUUUAAAGUAGGAUAACUAAAUCCAUCAGCAUAUUUUAAUACUAGGCAAUUGUUGUAAUCUUGUCUUUUCUAUGAAGUCAGCUCCUUAUUCCUUGUAGGAAAACCUGUCUGAUACUUAGGAAACAUUAGAAAAAUCGCAUUGUUUGCAUGUGAAGAAGCUUUUUUUUUUUCUUUACCCAUUUUCUUAAGGGAAAAUUUUCGACGUGAAAUUUUCCUUUUGAAAGUAGUUCUGAAUUAAGGAAAAAACCCCAACAGCUGUAGUGUAGGUAGGCUGUGUGUAAAAGGAGAUUAUUCUGUUUGUGGUGGAACCAUUGACAGCUCCAAGGAUCCGGCAGGAAAAGCGUUUUUCUCAUCCUCGGGGGGGACAAUCUUGCAGGUGCAAAAAGGUUCAGGAGUUUUAAAAGCUCUGCAAAAAUGAAUUUUCAAUAUUCCUCUCUCUUAUUGUUUACUGUACAAUCUCCUUUUUGGGGAUACUUGGAACCUGCAAGUCACUUGUGAUGUCUCAUGUUAGGGGUAGAUUUCUCACUGAUGUUGUUGAAUUUUAUCUUAGGGAACAUUAAAGCCUUGUCCUCCUUCAGUGACACUUCUUUUCAAAAUGUGAAGCUUUAGUACCAAAUUGUUACAAAGCAUCGGGACGGUCACGUCCUCAAAUAGAUUUUAUUGGAUUUCAGAACAUGUAGCAUGAACUCUGAAGGAUAGAAUACUCUUUUUAUAUAUAUAUAUAUAUGAAUAUAUAUAUAAAAAUAUGAUAUAGACUUUAAUACUAAGUAUUUAGGGAACCAAUGCUAAUUUUAAGACUAGCAAAAAUCUCGUUUAAAUAAAAACUUUAGUAGGCUGACUUGUAGAAAAUAAGAAAACCUCGUCAGCCAUUUGGAGAAAACAGCUACCUAUAAUUAUUUGCUUGCAUCAGACUUUAUAAAGUUAAUUAUUUGAUAGAGCAAUGAUUGAUGCAUAGAAGCUAAAUCCCAGCUGAGAUUUGGGUUAAAAAAAAACUUUAGUUAGUUCCCAGGAAGUGAAAAAGUUAAGUAUGGACCCACUGCUACACUGUAUUUAUUUUCAUUCUCUACUCCUGAAUGCUGUCAGAGAAUGCUUCAGGGUGGACAACAAAUCCUCUUGAGCAAUCUGCUUUAUUUUCUUCUUUUAGUUGUGAAUCCUUAGUGGCACUGGAGCUGCCCAAAGUGCGGGUUUGUUUUGGGGCUGGAUAUUGGGUUUCACCAGAGGUGGGGGUGGGUGGAGGGUGUUUUAGAGAGCACCAAAAUCUUCAUUUUACAGCCCUAAAAUCCGAGGGGACAGGAGAAAGGCUGGACCGCUCUGAGUUCUGACACAGCACCUUGUUUUGUAUGAAAUGGAGGAGCGGAAAAAGAGAUUUUUUCCUAAGUAGGGAACACUUUUUAAAGAGCAAAACCCAAUAAAUCACCCGUUUCUAAAUAAAAAGGUGAUUUUUCAGAAUAUCUGAUCAAUAACAGUGCAAGCUUGUGGCUGGAGCAUGAAGAGCACUGGUGGGAUUUGAAAUAAAACCUGUGAAAAAGCCCCGUGGUCGCUGUAACACUGGCUGGGAUCAAUGCAAUAUUUAUUGCAACCCUCUUCUAAGCAUUGCAGGAAAAUCUGCAGCUUCCAGUUUUACAAUGAACAGCAACGGAGUGUUGGAUCAUUCCAAAAGGGGUUUCAGUUCCUGAGAGUGGAAGUUUUGUUAAGAUAAAUGUUGUUUAAAAAAAAGCUUUAUACCUGUUUACAGUUUUGGAAAAAAAAAAAAAGGAAAACAAAACAAAAAAAAAAGUAGGCUUUGUUUUUCUUACACUUCAGUGAAAACUGGCCUAGGCUAUUUGUAAAUAGGAUCAAGAAAAAAAAAUGCAUAAACUCGCACAUUCAAGAUGCAGGCUGACCUAACUGCACAAAUACAGAUUUACUGACCGUUUUCAAAAGUGAAAGAUUGUUCAAAAUUCAAAUUUUUUAAUUGACCUUUGUCGAGAAAGAUUGGAGUUAACUGAGCCAAAGUGAUUAUGCAUUCUUCAUAAAUUAGUUAGCACUUUGUACCAUUAUAUACAGUUUACAUGUAUAAGUUGUAGCUUACAAACAUUUUGUGCCAUUAAAGCUCUCACAAAAGUGGUUGUCUGAAAUCUCUUCGUGCUGCGCCUUUCUUUGCUUUCUCCUCUCUCCCUUUUUUUACAGGUCUGCUUUUUAAAAUGUUUUAUGGAACUCUUGUUCUGGGUGACACGAACAUUGAAGCUGCUGUUUAUAGACUGGAAUAAUUUCUUUUUUUUUUUGGAAAGAUCACUUGGGUUUGUUUUUAUUUUGUUUUUUAGUGACCUGGGAUCAUCCGCUUCAUUUCCUGAAGCGCUUAAUAAAAGUAUUUCCCCUGCUUGGCCUCGUGUACCUUCUCCAAAUCCUCCAGUACCUUGUCCAGGAGAACUCUGAAAGGAAAAUAAUGUGGUGGCAUUUGAAAUGUAAAAUAGAAUCACUGAGAUUUUGUAUGAUUGGUCAACUCUAUUGUAUUCCUUGUAUUUCUCUUCUGUUCCCUAAUUGUGUUUAAUUUGCAGAUUAAAGAGGAAGGGAGAUAAACCCUGAUUGUUAA